AGUCGCGGCGGGGCGCGGGAGGAGGGUAGAGGGGCGCUCGGUGCGGCGUCCCCUCAGCAGCCGCCGGGCCCCGCCCGGCCUCGCCCCGUGCCCGGCGUCGGCGGGGCCGCGCGUGCGGGCGGCAGCAUGAGGGUGGCCGUGGACUUCGAGGAGUGCCUCAAGGACUCGCCGCGCUUCAGGGCAGCUCUAGAAGAAGUAGAAGGAGAUGUGACAGAACUGGAACUGAAACUUGACAAGCUGGUAAAGCUUUGCAUUGCAAUGAUUGAUACUGGGAAAGCAUUCUGCACAGCCAACAAGCAGUUCAUGAAUGGAAUUCGAGACCUUGCACAAUAUUCCUGUAAAGAUGCAUUGGUUGAGACUAGCUUGACAAAGUUCUCUGACACCUUACAGGAAAUGAUCAAUUAUCACAAUAUCCUGUUUGACCAAACCCAAAGAUCAAUUAAAGCACAGCUUCAGACUUUUGUUAAAGAAGAUAUUAAGAAAUUCAAAGAUGCAAAGAAACAGUUCGAAAAAGUUAGUGAAGAAAAAGAGAAUGCUCUAGUAAAAAAUGCUCAAGUUCAAAGAAAUAAGCAACAUGAAGUAGAGGAAGCAACCAAUAUUUUGACUGCAACACGGAAAUGUUUUCGGCACAUAGCUCUGGAUUAUGUUCUUCAGAUCAAUGUUCUUCAGUCUAAAAGAAGAUCAGAAAUUUUAAAAUCGAUGUUAUCAUUUAUGUAUGCCCAUUUGGCAUUUUUCCACCAAGGCUAUGACCUUUUCAGCGAGCUUGGGCCCUAUAUGAAAGAUCUUGGUGCACAGCUGGAUCAGUUGGCUGUAGAUGCUGCAAAGGAGAAGAGAGAUAUGGAGCAAAAGCACUCCACUAUUCAACAGAAGGAUUACUCCGGUGAUGAUACUAAACUAGAAUAUAAUGUAGAUGCAGCCAAUGGUAUUGUUAUGGAAGGCUAUCUAUUUAAGCGAGCCAGCAAUGCCUUCAAGACUUGGAACAGGAAAAAGCCAGAUCACAUCAGGCGCUGGUUCUCAAUACAAAAUAAUCAACUUGUGUACCAGAAGAAAUUUAAGGAUAAUCCCACGGUAGUUGUUGAAGACUUGAGGCUUUGCACAGUUAAACACUGUGAAGACAUAGAAAGACGUUUCUGUUUUGAGGUGGUUUCUCCAACAAAAAGCUGCAUGCUUCAGGCUGACUCAGAAAAGCUGCGGCAGGCGUGGAUUAAGGCUGUUCAGACCAGUAUUGCUACAGCAUACAGAGAAAAAGGGGAUGAAUCUGAGAAACAGGAAAAGAAACCAUCCCCUUCUACUGGAAGCUUAGAAACGGGCAGCGAGACAAAAGAGAAAUUGUUAAAGGGAGAAAGCGCUCUACAGCGAGUUCAGUGUAUUCCUGGUAAUGCUGCCUGCUGUGACUGUGGUUUGGCAGAUCCUCGCUGGGCCAGUAUCAACCUAGGAAUCACGCUUUGUAUUGAGUGCUCUGGGAUACACAGGAGCCUAGGAGUCCACUUCUCAAAAGUAAGAUCUUUAACACUGGAUUCAUGGGAACCUGAACUGCUAAAGCUUAUGUGUGAAUUGGGAAAUGAUGUCAUAAAUAGAAUAUAUGAAGCAAAGUUGGAGAAAGUGGGAGUAAAGAAGCCACAACCUGGAAGCCAAAGGCAGGAGAAAGAGGCGUACAUCAGAGCAAAAUAUGUGGAAAGAAAGUUUGUAGAAAAGCAGCCUGUAGCAGCUGUAUCUCCGCUUGAAUCUGGAACAAAAGUUUUUCUUCAAAGUCAGGAAGAGAAAAGGCACAGUGCCCCUGAAAAAUCUCUUUUGACAGGGGAACAAGGUGUGGCAUCCCCAAAAGCGGUUGCUGUAAGUAGCGACGAGGCGAGGCGGGAGUCUCUGUUCUGUCCUGAUGAACUAGAUUCACUCUUCUCCUACUUUGAUACCUCUUCAAAACUACGUAGUAUAAGAAGCAGUGACAGUGGGAUCCAGCAGAGUGCUGAUGACAGCAGAGAACACCUUGCCUCUACUAUAUCAGCUAACAGUUUGUAUGGACCAGAAGGAGACAAGCAAGAGACUUCUGUGUUCAUUGACUCCAAACAGCUUAGUCCAGGAUUGCAGCUUUAUCGAGCUGCUUUUGAGAAGAAUCUUCCUGAUAUGGCAGAAGCAUUGGCCCAUGGAGCUGAAGUAAACUGGGUCAAUAUAGAAGAAAACAAAGCAACACCACUCAUUCAGGCAGUGCAAGGGGGCUCCUUGGUUACUUGUGAAUUCUUACUGCAGAAUGGUGCCAACGUGAACAUCAGGGACACGAAAGGAAGAGGACCGCUGCACCAUGCCACAGUUCUAGGACACACUGGGCAGGUGUGUUUAUUCCUAAAACGAGGAGCAAACCAGCAUGCCACUGAUGAAGAUGGGAAAGAUCCGUUGAGUAUAGCUGUAGAAGCUGCAAAUGCAGAUAUUGUAACAUUGUUGCGUUUAGCAAGGAUGAAUGAAGAAAUGCGUGAAUCAGAAGGACUCUAUGGACAGCCAGGAGAUGAAAUUUAUCAGGACAUUUUUCGUGACUUUUCUCAAAUGGCAUCAAAUAAUCCAGAGAAGCUAAACCGUUUCCAGCAGUCAGAUUCCCAGAAGCCUUAAGUGUCAAGAAGGAAAAGAACCUGCUCCUUUUAGUGCAAGUCGUCUUUAACAGAAUGAAAUAUAUGCAUUUUGUUAGAUAGUUUGGAUAAAACGACCACUCUAAUGUAGCUGUAGAUCAUGGUAGCUGGGGAAAUGUAUAAGAGUUUCAUGUUUCACAGUACAUAUACCUCAGCAGCUGAAGAAAACGUUUUAAAGUUAAAGGAAUACCUGCUAGCUCGGUGUAGAAAUAGUACCAGUUAGCAAGUAUGAAGUUCAUCUGUAGCUCGUACUUAGAGUUAGCAGAGCAUAGCUGUAUGUGUUGCAGACUCUGAGUGGCAGGAUGACCAGAUCCGCUUUGCUAAUUAGUAUCCUAUACUGUCAUCUGUCUCACUGCUGCCAUAAAGAUGUGCCUCUGACAAGAAUGUCUAGGUUGCAUUUUCUUGGACUGUUUGGAAGGGAAAUCAGGUAAUGACUUACAGAAAUGUCCUUCUGUUUGUGGGCCUGUAACUUUUCUUAUUCCUACCCUGACUCUGGUUAGAGGUAGGCUGUUAAUAACAAGAUGUGGUAACUUCUCUUUUGCAGCAGAAGUUUUAACACCAGGCUGGCUUUUAUACUAGUGACUGCAGGUCAGUCACAAUCAGUAUAUAUCCUGGAGGACCAAAUUCUAAGAGUUAGUCAAUUUUCUUCUGCACCCUUCUUCUCCCCCGAGCCCCUUCUAAAAUGAAGAUUGCUGUGAAGGAAGUAACUUCUAAAUGAGCACUUGGAACCUUUAAUGAAAAAAAAUAAAUUUAAUCCUGCUGGA
Molecule: messenger RNA, 3379 nt
Organism: Cygnus olor (mute swan)
Lineage: Eukaryota; Metazoa; Chordata; Aves; Anseriformes; Anatidae
Gene: ACAP2
Product: ArfGAP with coiled-coil, ankyrin repeat and PH domains 2
Exons: 25
Coding region: 127-2598 (823 amino acids)
Cellular component (GO): cytoplasm; endosome membrane
Molecular function (GO): GTPase activator activity; protein binding
Source: RefSeq, a predicted model, not a curated record